UCCGAUACCGGCCGUAAGAGCUGGACUACGGAGGCGAAGGAGGAGUUGACUCCCGAGUCCCAGAAGUCUUAUUUGGACAAGGCGAAGGAGGGUGUUACCGAUACUGCUGAUAAGUUGGCUGGUGGGUUGCAGACGGAUGAUUCCAAGUCUGCUGGUCAGGCUACUUUUGACAAGCUCCGUCGGGAGAAGGAUUCUGCCUAA
Molecule: messenger RNA, 201 nt
Organism: Saitoella complicata NRRL Y-17804
Lineage: Eukaryota; Fungi; Ascomycota; Saitoellomycetes; Saitoellales; Saitoellaceae
Product: heat shock protein 9/12
Exons: 1
Source: RefSeq, a predicted model, not a curated record